This is a messenger RNA of Paramecium tetraurelia, 2778 nucleotides long. RefSeq lists its product as uncharacterized. Gene Ontology annotation, cellular component: cytoplasm; membrane. NCBI's taxonomy places the organism in Eukaryota, Ciliophora, Oligohymenophorea, Peniculida, Parameciidae. Gene Ontology annotation, biological process: vesicle-mediated transport; endosomal vesicle fusion; autophagy. The record is from RefSeq and is a predicted model, not a curated record. The transcript has 7 exons.
AUGAAAUUGGGAAGUGUAUUUAAUCCAAGAGGUGUCCUUGAAAUAAACUACAAGAUAUCAUCUAUAGAUGCUUAUUAAAAUGUCUUGUACACUGGAGAUGAGAAAGGCACAUUAUAUAGAUAUCAAUUGUAGCCGGAUUAAGCCAUGAUUAUACAAGCAAAUUAAGCAUAAUCCAAAUCUUUAACUAAAUCAAGGAUUGAUUAAAUAAAAGUCUUCCCUUAAGCGGGUGCUAAUCUUUUGGUUUUAUCAGAUCAAACAUUAUUUUUUGUUGAAGAAAAGACUCUAAAAGGGGAUUAGAUCUCUAAAGAAAAGGUAUCAUUAUUUGCCUUAAACGAAUUUUCGAAAAUAAAUUAACUUGAGAUUGUGAUAGUGACUAAGAAGAAAGAAGGCUUCAUUUUAUAAUACAAUUAGAAAGCAGGAAAAUUUGAAUGUUUGAGAGAGAGAUUCUUAUUGCCAGAUAUUCCUGUAACAAUUGCAUUUAUAGGGAGCUUAUUCUAUUUUGGAAUAUCAAAGAAAAAUUAUUCUGUGAUAAAUCUUGAUGAUAAAUAACUUUAGGUAGCCAAUUUAAUUCUGGAUAUUGGAUCUAAUCCAUAUCUGAAGGCAACCGAUAAUGAUGAAUUAUUAAUAAUAACAACUAACAAUGUUGGUAUUUUUAUUGGCAAGGAUGGCUAAAUGAAAUAGAAGAGUACUAUCCAAAUACAAAAUAAGUCAAUAUAAAUAAUAACAAUAUUUAAGUAAUAUUUGAUAGUACUAUUUGAUAACUUAAUACAAGUGUUCAAUUUAUUGGACUCUAAACCUAUGAGUGAUAUUUAAUUGUCAUCUUCAGCAAAAUGUAUUACUUAAACAUCAAACCAUUUAUUUUAUGGAAGUUCUAGUGAGAUCAUCUACUUAUAUUAAACACCUCCUGAACAAUAGAUUUAGGAUUUACUAAAGUAAGGUAAGGUGGAAGAUGCACUCCAAGUAUUUUAACAAUACAAUUAAAACUAAGAUGCAUAAAAGAAUUAGUAAUUGGAAUAGUUAAAAUUGGAUUGUGGUUGGGCUUUGAUUAGAUAGAUGUAGUUUUAGAAUGCAUUGAAUUAUAUAUUAUAGACAAAUUUUGAACCAAGAGAUUUCAUUUGUUUAUUCCCAGAUUAUUACUAUGCUGUAGAGAAAUUAGAAUCAGUUAAUCCAAAUCCAUCUUAAAAUACGAUAUCACUAAUUAUUGCCAAAUAUGUAUAAGAAUAAAAUAAAGGUGAUCCUAAGAAGAGUUAAGAAUUGAAAUUAUAAGCUAGAGAUUUCUUGAUCGAAAUUCUAGAAAAGAAAAGGGCUGUACUAACUUCAACUUAAUAUGCUUAUUCAAUGAAGGAUAAAUUGAAUUUAUUAACUAGUACUUAGAUUUUCAAUUAAAAUUAAUGGCAUGCUAUACAGUGUGAAUAACUGUUGGAAUUGAUAGAUUUUGCAUUGAUAAAGGCCUAUUUAGAGGCUUAACAAUUACCUAAAUUAAAGAACUUUUUAUCUUGUAAUCAAAUAUAUUGUUUAUCGAUGUAUGCUGAAUUACAAGCCAUAUUUCAAAAUAAUAAAGCAAUUGAAUAACAAUAAGGUAUUUUAGCCAGAUUUUAUGAAUCAUUUAAUAAAAUUGAUUUGUCGCUGGAAGUCUGGAGGACUAUUGGGGGUGAUUCUUUGAAUUAAUAAGUGCAAUAGGAGGCCUGUGAGGAAACUACUCGAAUUCUUAAGUAGAAUCCAGAAAAGAAUAGAAUAUUCAAGUUCAUUCAAUGGGUUUUGAAAAAGCAAUUCAAAACAGGAAUUUAAAUCUUUUACGUUAGUGAAAGCAUAAUAUCACCAGAUUAAAUGUUAAAGUUUUUGGAUGAAGAAAAGGAACAAGAUCUAAAGAGGAAACUCAAAGAGAAAUAUUUAGAAGUCUUAGUAUUGGAAAAGUAGACAGAGGAAGAAAGAUUCCAUACUCAAUUAGUAUAUUCUUACAUAGAUUUCUUGUUCACCAUAUUUCCUAAAGAGACGUAGCCAGCUUAGAUUGAUAUGAAGAAGAAUUAGAUUGCAUAGGAAUCUUAUUCGUCAUUAAAAAAGUUCUUAAAGAAUCCAAAUGCCAAAUAUAAUUCUUCAAGCAUUUUGGAAAAAAAAGUAAAGGAUUCUUGGAUGAUUGGAGAAGUAAUUCUGUUGUAUGGUAGAGAGAAAAGACAUGAGGAAGCAUUAAGUUAAUUAUUAAAUCUUGGAUUUUAUGAUUGGGCUGAAAAAUAUUGUUGCGAGUAUACUGAUAACUUAUUGACUAAACUCUUCAAAAAGUAUAAAGAGCUAUAUUUCUUUUUGGAGGGAAAAUAGAAGGAAAGAUCAACUGAUCAGUAAACAUUAUUUGCGUUUAAUUAAGUUAAAAUUACAAUCAACAAUUUUUUGAAAAAAUAUGCAACACACUCUUAAUUAAAUGCUUUGGAAGUAUUAGAAAUGAUACCAGAGAAUUGGAUACUUGCUGAUUAAGGAGAAGAUGAUGGAUUAUUUUAAUUUUUAAAUAGUGUAAUAAGCCACACACUACAUUAAAAGAGAUCGACAAAAGCUGCGUUCCAUCUAUCUGAUAUGGAUUUAUUGAAUGUCGAAUGCUUGAAUGCCAGCACCAAGUAAGCCAACGUAAGGAUUACAUCUGAAAAGAAGUGUGCAGUUUGCAGUAGAUCAAUUGGUGAAAAGGUAUUUGUUGUUUAUCCUAAUGGUGUUAUCGCCCAUCAUACCUGUAUAAAAAGCAACACCAUAUGUCCAUAGACGGAUAAGGACUUUGAAAAGUAUUUUAAAAUGUGA